AUGCACACUGAGAUUAUCAAUGUCGGCUCAGGAGUGCCAGAUUCCCGUGGGCUCAAUGUCCCGGACUACCGGCUACAAAAACCUCCUGCUAGGAAACUUCCCUGGAACUGUUUACCACGUUACUUCGGACUAGGCCUUUUGAACUAUGCCGCUAGGGCUUUCCUUCUUAUUUUCAUUCGAAGGCUAAGGCUGAUCGAGAUCGACCUUCUUUGCCUGAAGUUUGGCCUCGGUGAACUGCUUGACACAGUUCCAGGUUUCCUCUCCCUAGAGCAUAGCUCCAGCCCUUUUGUCAGGAAUGAUGUCGAGACUGAUCCUAUUCCUAGAGAUCAAACAGGUUUGGCCAGAGGCAUGCCACUUGUCACAAAAGAAGGUGUACUCUGCAAUUCUGGGACAGUACAGUCUGAGCUGGCAGCCUUCCUCAUUCUGUGCAAAAAGUGUCAGUCUACUGGUACAGGGUCCAGUACUCCCCCUGCUCCAGAUAUGUCUGCAAGUCUUGUAGUGUGCCUCUGUGUGUUCUUACCUCUGGUCAAUCCACAUAACUACUUUGUGCAACGGCAAGUUUAUCCAGUUGCAGAAUGGGAAGCGUACACGGACCACGCAGGCCAGCAUGUCCAGGACACCCCGACAGGCCGCUCCUACACUUACAGAUAUGACGGCACUGGACACAAACAAAGGUCACUGGUGACAACUAGCCAAAGGUCGCGAAACUGGCCUAGAGGAACUGGUUUCGGGCCAGCGCCUGACCACGAGGGAUCACCCAGUGAAGCCGCAGACCAAGUGUAUGAUUCAUCUAAAAUGAUAUACAAGUAUGACGAUCAAACCUUCGAGCCAAAAGUUAUCAUUCCUUCGCCUUUUUGGAUUGAACCUUCUAGUGAGGAAAACACUGAUUAUAUAACAAGAAAACAAUAUUCUGUAUCAAAUCAAAAUUAUCACCCAAAACCCCUUAGCUCUUUUCAACCACGCAACUCUGUACCCAUUAAUCCGACACUUCUUCCAGAAAGGCCAAUUCGUACAAAAAAUAUUCCACCUCUUUCGAUACCUAACAUAGAGGUUAAUGACGGUGGGAUUUUAAGUAAUGCCGAAGGAAAUAAGAUUAAGCUCAGAACUACAGAUGAAUCUUACUAUGGAAAACAAGGUGCGCUUAAACCCCCUUUUACAAUUUACGAGGAAUAUAUACAAUUCCCGUUAACUCAACAAUCGCGUAAACCUCCAGAAUCAGACAUUGAAGUGGUGAGAAAACCACUCACGUUGUCAGAACCUAAUGGCAUUUCCCAAGGCAAACAGCAUGUUCCAUACGUAGAACAGCCCAACUGGAGCAGACACGGCAAAGUCGAUAUUUCCACUGCAUUAAGUGGCCUCAUAAGCCAACAGGCAAAACUGUCUGAACAUAUAAAUACGAUACUGAAUAUUCAUAAAAAUUCGCUACAAAGACACCAAGCAAACAACAGUCUGGUCCAACCACAAUAUGAAACAGACACUCGUAGAAUUGGAUUUAAUACUCCAACUGAGAUUGAUGCUUUAGCCAAUAUAGACAAUUAUGGGACAAUCGGUCCGGAAAAAGUAUAUCAAGUUAAAGUAACAAAGCCCCCAGCGAUUGCUAACGAUUUGAGAUGGCAGGUUGAGAAAAAUAAAGCGGCAUUGCACCAGGCAGAUAAUGGAGUUUAUGAUGGUUAUGAUGUCUACACACCGGUCUUUAAUGGACAAUUCCCUGAAGUUUUCAAAAGUUCUGGCCCAUUAAGAAAACCAAUUACACACUCCUCACCACGACCAAUUACAAAACCCCUACCACAACCAAUUUUCCAAUCUUUGCCACAUUCAACGUUAAGCUCCUUACCGCAAAAAACUACACAUUCUGUACCACAACCAAUUAUACAUUCCUUAGUACUAGACGUUUCUCACUUCUCACCACAACCAACGUCACACGGCUUACCUCAACAAGUUUUGGACUCCCUACCACAACCAAUUAUACAUUCCCUACCACAAGACGUUUCUCACUCCUCACCACAACCAACGUCACACGGCUUAUCACAACAAGUUUUGGACUCCCUACCACAACCAAUUAUACAUUCCCUACCACAAGACGUUUCUCACUCCUCACCACAACCAACGUCACACGGCUUAUCACAACAAGUUUUGGACUCCCUACCACAACCAAUUAUACAUUCCCUACCACAAGACGUUUCUCACUCCUCACCACAACCAACGUCACACGGCUUACCACAACAAGUUACGGACUCCUUGCCACAACCAAUUAUACAUUCCCUACCACAAGACGUUUCUCACUCCUCACCACAACCAACGUCGUACGGCUUAUCACAACAAGUUUUGGACUCCCUACCACAACCAAUUUCUUUCUCCUCGCCGCAACCAAAAACACACUCCUUACCACAACCAGCGUCACAAUUAGUACCACAAUCAAUUACACACUUCUUUCCACAACCUGUCAACAGCCAGUUGAGUGCUUUUGAAGAUAUCAAACCUGAGGCUCUCCAGUGGGAUCCCUGUGUAGGUCCAGGUGACCUGGCCGGCCACUGUGUCCCAGCAGAACUGUGUGAUCUGACAGACAACCUCCAUCACUACUCUGCUACCCAGAGACACUAUUGUAUCAUCAAACACAAGCAAUCCAUUGGCGUUUGCUGUGUGAACCUCAAGCAGCAUCCAGUGGUCAGGGUGCCAGGUGUAGCGAGUUCCCCUUCAGUAUCAGAUGAUCAUAUCGCCUCACAUCAUCACCACCAUGAACACUGCAUCUACCCGAUUGCCGACUAUACAGUGUGUGGGCGUAGCGGUAAGAUGAUGUCCGACAUCACCACACAGGCCGUGGCCACGCUGCGGGACUGGCCCUGGAUGGCGGUGCUGGUGUUCAGAUCCUCCCGCAGACAGUUCUGUGGUGGUACACUCAUCUCCCGUCGUCAUGUGCUAACUGCAGCUCACUGCUUUCGAACGAUCAACGCGUCUGAUAUCCUGGUAGUCCUGGGCGACUACGAUGUCAGAAAGACCAACGAGAGCAGGUCGCGAGCAUUCUCUGUGGAACGACUCAUCUCCAACGACGACUACGACCCUGCGACUCACGAGAACGACAUCGCACUGCUAGUGCUCAACACUACUACCGCCUACAACAACUACAUCCAGCCAGCAUGUCUGCCGGCGCCUGGUCCGCGCUACACCAACGUGUCCGCCGUCAUCACAGGGUGGGGCCGGAUCGUAUACAAAGGACGAUUGCCUACCGACCUGAUGGAGGCACCUCUUCCAGUGUGGGACCAGGACAUGUGUAUUCCCAGAUUCCCACAGACUAUAUUUAACACAAGCAUGUGUGCCGGAGCUUUUGAAGGUGGAAGAGAUUCAUGCCAAGGGGACAGUGGAGGACCUUUAGUGACACAGUGUCACCACAGCAAGAGGUGGAUCAUCAUCGGAGUAGUGUCUUGGGGCAUACGCUGUGCUGAGAAAGACAAGCCAGGAAUAUACACCAGAGUCAACGAGUAUCUUGACUGGAUACAUGAAAACAUCGUCGAGAACACUACUGGUAGUGCAUCAACCCCUGAGCCUACCGUCUUAAAUACAUUUUUAACCUUACACCCUCUUCAAAGCUCACUCAGCCCUACAGUGUACAGUGUGCAGACGAUACCGCGGCAGUGUGAAGUGAAGAUGUCCACGACCGCAGUGGUGUUGUUGUGUUUGUGUGCGCCACCGUUGGUCCUGUCCUUCGCCCACGUACCCGGACGAACCGAUGUUCAAGGGGUCCAGCCACUUCACCACCAGCCGCGCCUACACACAGAUAAUGCUUUUACGUGGAGGGUUCGACGUCAGGCCCCGGCAGCGCCGCCCAACCUGCCGGAGGACAUCUACCCUCUCGGGGACUUCAGGGUUUGUGGUCGCAACGGCAAGAAGAUGUCGUCGAUUACGAAGGUGGCUCCCACGACAGUGAGGGACUGGCCGUGGAUGGCGGCGUUGGUCUACCGUGCGACGUUCAAGCAGUUCUGUGGCGGGACACUCAUCACGAGGCGCCACGUCCUAACUGCGGCUCACUGCUUCCCCAGAGCGGAUCCUGAUGAAGUGAUCGUCCUCCUUGGAGAUUAUGAUCUGAAGAAGCCAAAUGAAAGCAAAUCCAGAGCCUACGCAGUUGUUCAAAUGACAGUUCACGAGGACUUUGAUGUUACUUCUUACGAGAACGAUAUCGCUAUAUUGACAUUGAACGCUACGACAGUCUACAACUCCUUCAUCCAACCCUGCUGUUUGCCGGCUCCUGGGCCUCGGUACGCCAAUACCAUUGCGGUGGUCACAGGAUGGGGCAGGUUGGAGUUUGGCGGACUGCAGCCCAGUGUCCUGAUGGAGGCGCCCGUGCCAGUGUGGGACCAGGCCAAGUGUGUUCCUAACUUCGCACAGACUAUCUUCAAUUCUACACUGUGUGCCGCCGCCUACGAGGGAGGCAAGGACGCUUGUCAGGGUGACAGCGGCGGUCCACUCGUGAGACAGCGCAGUGACGACCGCUGGGACAUCAUCGGCAUCGUCUCCUGGGGCAUCCGCUGUGGCGUCAAAGACAAACCUGGAGUCUACACUAGGGUCAACAACUUCUUGGACUGGAUAGCGCAAACUGUUUUAUAAUUUAUUAAAUCAAUUUAUAUUU
This is a messenger RNA of Macrosteles quadrilineatus (aster leafhopper), 4621 nucleotides long. RefSeq lists its product as uncharacterized. The record is from RefSeq and is a predicted model, not a curated record. Bases 1 to 4599 code for a protein of 1532 amino acids. Gene Ontology annotation, molecular function: serine-type endopeptidase activity. Gene Ontology annotation, biological process: proteolysis. Lineage: Eukaryota; Metazoa; Arthropoda; Insecta; Hemiptera; Cicadellidae. The transcript has 17 exons.